Emiliania huxleyi CCMP1516 is the source of this 2676-nucleotide messenger RNA. RefSeq lists its product as hypothetical. Gene Ontology annotation, biological process: regulation of DNA repair. The transcript has 14 exons. The annotation marks the transcript as partial. Gene Ontology annotation, molecular function: glycosyltransferase activity; poly(ADP-ribose) glycohydrolase activity. NCBI's taxonomy places the organism in Eukaryota, Haptophyta, Isochrysidales, Noelaerhabdaceae. The record is from RefSeq and is a predicted model, not a curated record.
AUGUCUGCGGAAGUCCGGCUCGUCCGGCUCGACGGCGCAGAGCGGCUCGCAGCCGUGCAGGCGUAUGAGGAGCGGUGCUCCGCGCUGGGCUGCGCCGCGCCGCAGGCCUCGCGCUACCGAGCUUUCGAGGAGCUGCUGCGGCAUGGCUUCCACGGCGAGCCACGGCCGGUCGAGCAGGGAGGUCUGAUGAGCCCGGGCAGCAAGUGGUUCCCAAAGCUCCGUGCCCUCCGGGACGCGAUUGCCACUUUCGAAUCGCGGGGCGGAGACUUUUUCGACGCGCUGCUGCCGGCAGCGCUUCGGUCCGCAUGCGACAAAAUGGUGCCGUCUUCGUUGCCGACGGCAGGCCGUGUCUCGGUGCCGAGGCGGCACGCGACGAGCUACCUCUGCAACGCUCUCCUGCUCAACGCGCCGCGUGGCUCUCCUCUCGACUUCCUCGGAGGCGGCGCCGACCCACUCUUCGCCUCGACUGCGAAGAUUGCGCCGCACAAGAUCUCGUGCCUCCUCGCCUAUCUGCAAGUCACAACCUGCGCCCGCGGCCGCCUCGCCCUCGCCGCCGCACCGCCCGCGGUCGCUCUUGAGCGCAACUCUGCGAGGAGCAAUGCCGCAGGCGAGGGCGGCGAGGGAGGCGGCGGCGGCGGCGGCGGCGGCGGCGGCGAGAGGGGCAGCGGGAGCAGUGGCGGCGGCGGCGGCGAGGGGGGCAGCGGAAACAGUGGCGGCGGCGGCGGCGAGAGGAGCAGCUGCAGCGGGGACGGCGAGGGGCUGCCGCUCUCGGAAGUGGUCGUGGAGCUAGUCGCUACGGAGGAUGCCUUUCCUGUGGUCGGUGCGGCGGCGGCUUCUUCCGCGGCGGCGUCUGAGGGCGACGGCAGCGGUGGCGGCGGCAACGGCGAUGGUGGCGGCGGCAGCGGCGGCGGCAGCGGCAGCGGCAGCGGCGAUGAUGGUGGCGGCGGCGGCAGCGGGCCCGCCUCGAUUUCGUCACUGCUCGUGUGCUCCUCCUCGUCGUACGGUGGCGGGCCGGUGGCUGGCAACUCGGCGAGUGAGGAGGAGGUUGCGCUGCUGACCCACCCCGAGGCGCGGUCGGACCUCUGCGUUGCGCCGGCCCUGGCCGUCCUCGUGCACGGCGCGCUGCGCUACUGCAGCUGCCGCGGCGCCGGCCACAGUUUCGCAUUUGGCGAGGCGGCGGCGCCCGAGACGUGGAGGGACGCCCCUUCCACCCUCCUCUGGCUCGACCCUCUCCGCCGCCCAUCCACGGCGCAGUUCCACCCGGACGCCGUGCGUCGCGAGGUGCGGAAGCUGGCCGUGGGAUUCUCUGCGCUUCGGAGGCAAGCACUGCCUCCGUCCGCGUCGCCGCUCGUCGCCGCCUCGCUGUGGGGAUCGGAAGGCUUCGGCGGCGGCCAGCCCGUCGCGCGCAUGCUGCUUCUCGCCGCCGCCGCCUCCGAAGCGGGCGUGCGGCUACGGCUGCUGCUGCCGCGAGGCUGCGAGGCCAAGUGGUUCAAGGGCGCUCCUGCCAGCAGCGCGUCGCUCGUGCGCCUCCUUUGCGCAGAGGCGCCGCAGAGCAAGCCGCGGCUCGCCACUGACGUCGCCGCCUUUGCAUCAUACGCCAUUCGCACGCUGCGAUCCGGCGCGCCGCUUCAAACUUGCCCACUUGCCCCCGUCUCCGCGCUUCUCAUUUCUGGAAAGUUGCUAACGUGCAAUGAGCUUCAGCUGCGUAAAUGGAUUCGAGCACUCGAGGAGCAGGCGCGGCAGUCGAUGGGGGACCUGCGCGGGCCCUCUCGCAUCGUGAAUGACCCGCUCGGCGCGGCUGCAAUGAGGGUGGCGUUCAGCCGGCCGGCGGGAUCGUUGGGUGACGGGCCGGUGCAUAACGUGAGCUUCUACAUGUACACUGACCCUGCCCUCGACCACGCCUGGUUCGCAAACUGCGUUGGCUUCCAGCAGCUCAUCAACUCGUCAAAGAAUGACAACCUGGCCGAGGUCGGCAUGCGGCACGCACUCGAGCGACUGCCGCAGCGGGUGCAAGACCCAGCGCUGGCGCAGCUGUUUUAUGUGCCCGUCUUUGAAUACUCCUCGUGGUCGAUGGGUGAAUGCCGCGGGACGACACACCCAACGCGCGUGGCCGCUGCCACUGCCAAGCUCUCGGCGAGCCCGUGGUACCAGAGGCACCAGGGUGCAGACCACGUCUUUGCCUCUAGCGCGUACAGCAUCUCAAACACCGAGAACUCCAUGGCCCACCGAAUGGGCAACCUCGGCAAGUUGCUCAAGAUGCCCGACGUGACUGUCCGUUUCCUUCGGCCGACCUCGAACGAUUUGGCGACCAAGAUGCCGCGAGCUAGUAGCGGGCCGAGCGAGUUCAGAUGCGGCGCCGGCUGGCGUCGGCUCGACCGGCCCCCGUAUUGCGUGCCUUGGGUUGGAGGCAUACGCCGGUCGCCGGCCGAGGGCGAGGGCAGCGGCCGAAGGCUCGAAGCCAAGAGCCAGCGCGAGCGCGCCACGGUCAAGGCACGCGAGCGCCAAUCGGCGUUCGUCAAGGGGCACAGGGAGUGGUUGCAGACCCAACGGUUCCGGAACGUCGAGUCGUCGAUGUUUGAGCAGACGGCGCGCGAGAUGGCGUCCUCCAUUUUCUGCCUCAUGCCGGCCGGUCGAAACUUCCUCGCGCAAGCGAUAGAGUCAAAGUGCUACCGCAGA